CCGCUCUUGGAUGAGGCGGAUGGAGCAGCGCAGGAAUCGUCGGGAGUUCAGCCGCAGGCUUUUCAUCAGGUGAUGCUGUCGAAACCCGACUGACGGCGGAUCCGCGGAACACGAAUGGAUCCAUAUUUAAGAAGCAGCUGGAAAAGGCUCCUUCGAGUGUUAUCGUUUUAUUAUUUCCUAAUUUAUCAAGCUCAUCUUUCCUGGGGAGUUGAGCGAGUGAACGUUUCAGAAUGGGAUGAAUUAAAUAACAGCGGGAGCAGGAGUAUAAAGCAGCAGAAAUGGGACACCGCUUCCCAGGGAGGGCAGGACCUGCAGACAAUGGCUGAUGGCCUAGAAAGCAACACAUCAUCCUCAAGUCAUUCAUCGGUCAGCCAAACAUUAGUCACGUACAACCUGACGUCCUCCAGCACAGAAAGGACACUGUCACCCUCAUGGACCCUCAGCUCUGUGCAGUCAUCUGCAACCACAGCAGACUCUCAUCAAACACCAUCAAGAACACUAUCAUCAAGGCAAUCACCAGGCUACACACCAUCGCCCAGAAAAUCAACAACUAUUAAAACAUCAGCCAACCAAUCACAAGGCAGCACACCAGCUAGUGAAUCAACUAGCACAGCACCAUCAAGCCAGUUGCCAACAAUAAUACCAAUCAGUCAAUCAUCACAAAGCACAUCACCAAGAGACACAGAAGUCUUUAGCCAAUCAGUGACCUCCACAUCAUCAGCCAGACAAGAACCAGGCAGCACACAAGCUAGUCAAUCACCUAAGACUACAACACUGUUGAGCCAACUUACAACCCUAGAUAGUCAAUCACCAGGCAGUACAACACCAGGAAAGAUAGGAGUUCCUAGCCAGUCAUCGACCACUCCAAUAUCAAAAAGCAAAUUGCUAAGUAACACAACACCUGGCAGCAAAUCACCAGCAACUGUAGUUCCACUUGAACAAUCAUCAACAACUAUAGCACCUGUCACCCCAUCAGCAAGCGUAACACCAUCCAUUCAGUCUUCGAUUAAGAUAGAAGCCAGGGCAGUAGCAGUCAGCCAAUCACCAAGCAGAACAACAGCAACACCACAAAGAACACCAUCAUCCAGAAAAGCAUUGGGCAUCACAACUGGCACCCAGAAACCAACCAGUAUAGCACCAGCUACUCAGUCAGCAACAAGCGCAGUAAAAUCCAACCAUUCACCAAACAAACUAUCACUUACCUCUACAAUAGCCAGCCAACUACAGGCAACCCCAACACCAGGCAGUGAAUCACCAGCAACCCCAAAACCAGACAGUGAAUCACCAACAACCCCAACACCAGCCAGUAAAUCACCACCAACCCCAACACCAGGCAGUGAAUCACCAACAACACCAACACCAGCCAGUGAAUCACCAACAACCCCAACACCAGGCAGUGAAUCACCAACAACACCAACACCAGCCAGUGAAUCACCAACAACCCCAACACCAGCCAGUGAAUCACCAACAACCCCAACACCAGCCAGUGAAUCACCAACAACCCCAACCCCAGCUAGAGAACCACAAACAACCACAACACCAGCUAGAGAACCACAGACAAUCAGACCAUUCAGUCAAACACCAACAACACCAGUCAGUAAAUUGCCAAUAACCACAAGACCAGCCAUUGUGUCAUACAGCAUAACAUCUCAUAACACAUCACAGUCAAAUGUGAAACCACCUGACCAGUCUCUGACCAGCUCGGGACUACCAAACCACUUGUCAUCUGGUUUAUUGUCUCCAGUUAGUGGAUCAUUUUCUCCAGAGGAGCAUCCAGUUAAUAAUUCACUUCUCACCAGGCAGGUGAAGGAAGCCCUGAGGUUGUCAUUGCGCAGGAGUCCAGCAGAGCAAUGUAUGUCUCCAUGCCUGAAUGGAGGACAAUGCAUUCAGUCUGAUACAUGUGACUGCAGCUUGUAUCAGGCCACUGGACACAGAUGUCAGACAGUCCCAAAUCCUGGAUUUGAAAGAGAGAUGACCUGCAGAACGUGGGGCCAGUACAACUUUGAGACCUUUGAUGGCCUUUACUUCUUCUUCCCCGGCCGAUGCACAUACACACUGCUGAAGGACUGUGAGGAAAGCACGCAGGCCAGCAUUGUUGUUCAGGUCCAUAAUGAUCCAGACUGUGGCUCUGUCCCCUACACCUGCCAAAGAUCGGUCAGCCUCUUCCUGCCUUGGGAGGGUGAAGUCCGGCUAGAUGCCACCAGUGUAACCUAUAAUGGUCAAAGGUUGCAGCUGCCUCAUCACAUCCAUGACCUGCAGCUGGAGCAGAUCUCCCAGUAUGUUCUGGUGACGCUGCAUCACAGCUUCACGCUCGCAUGGGAGGGACGCAGCGGUUCCGUCUACAUCAAGCUCAGUCCGGAUUUCGUGGGCAGAACCUGCGGUCUGUGUGGAAACUUCAAUGCAGACGUCCAGGAUGACCUGAAGACGAGUUAUGGUGUGUUGACUAAUGAAAUUGAAAUGUUUGGGAAUAGUUGGGUGGAGACGGCGCCUCACCAGGACCAAUGUGCCAGGGUGCCUUCAGACUUCUCCUCACCCUGUGCUGCAGUUGAUGCUCACGUGCUGUUGAAAGUGGAGGAGGUGUGUGCGAUGCUGCUGGAUCCACCAUUUCAGAGUUGCCAUGACUUUGUCAGCCCACUGUCCUACAUGGCCAGCUGCUCCAAUGACCUCUGCAUGUCGGGUCCCAGUGGCGAUGUGGUAUGCCAGGUGUUCACCGAGUAUGCCCGAGCCUGUGCCCACGCUGACCACCCACUGCACCACUGGAGGCAACACAUUCCUCAGUGUGCGAAGCAGUGUCCUCUUGGUCUGCAGUACAGGGAAUGUAUCAGCUGCUGCCCACAGUCCUGCAACAUAGAAAGAACGUGUAUUGACAGCAAGCUGGCCUGCUUGGAUGGAUGCUACUGUCCAAACGGUCUGAUCUAUGAGGACGGAGGCUGUGUGAUGCCCUCCGACUGUCCCUGUGAGUACCACGGCAUGUUCUACCCCUCUGGACAAACUCUGCAGGAGGAAUGCAACAACUGCACAUGCGUGGGUGGAGUGUGGAACUGCACAGACUACAGCUGCCCAGGCGAGUGCUCGGUCACUGGCGACAUGUAUUUUCACUCCUUUGACGGGCGGCUCUACACCUUUCCUGCAAGAUGUCAGUAUGUCCUCGCCAAGAGUCGGAACUCAGGAAAGUUCACAGUCACCAUCCAGAAUGCCCCCUGUGGAGCUAAUUUGGAUGGUGCCUGCAUCCAAUCAGUUAACCUGGUCAUUGAUGAGGAUCCAAAAACAGAGAUAACACUGAGUCAUGUCGGAGAGGUCUUCAUGGCUGGACAGUACCGCAUCUCCCUGCCCUAUUCUGAUGAUGUUUUCCACAUCCAGGAGCUGUCAUCCAUGUUCCUCCAGGUGAAGACGACGUUCGGUCUGCGUCUGCAGUACAGCUGGAAGGAGUUCCGUCUUUACCUGCAGGCCGAUGAGCGGUGGAAGGACAACACGGUGGGGCUGUGCGGCACCUUCAACGGAAACAUUCAAGAUGACUUCCUAUCUCCAUCAGGUAUGAUAGAAAGCACUCCCCAGCUGUUUGGAAACGCCUGGAGAGUCUUGUCAGCGUGUUCAACCAGCCUGAGCACACCUCAGCUUGACCCCUGUGACACACACCAGCAGGCUGUGGCCUACGCCUCAAGUAUGUGUGACAUACUGAACCAGGAUCUUUUCUCUGCCUGCCACGAGUACCUCAGUCCGACACCUUUCCAUCAACAGUGUCGCUCCGAUACCUGCAAGUGCGGUACGCCGUGCCUCUGCUCUGCUCUAGCCCACUACGCCCGCCACUGCCGCAGAUUCUCUGUCAUCAUUGACUUUCGAGCUCACAUACCCGACUGUGCGGUCACCUGUUCUGCCAACAUGCAGUAUGGCACCUGCGUGUCCUCCUGCCAGAGCCGCUGCUCUGCCCUCUCUGUCCCGCAGCACUGUGGGGAGGAGUGCGAGGAAGGCUGCGUCUGCCCUCAGGGAUCCUUCUACAACCAUCGGACACACACCUGUGUGCACAGGAGUGAAUGUCCCUGCAGUAUCCUUGGAGCAGAUUAUGAGCCGGGAGAUGUGAUCAUGACGUCAGCAGGUGUUCAGCUUUGUCUGAAUGGUAAACUGGUGUCUCAAACAACGGACAGUGACAGGUUGUGUCCAGCAGGUCAACUUUACCAGAACUGCUCCGAGGGGGAGGAUGACCUCCUGCCAGGAAGGGGUGUGGCCUGUGAGCGCACCUGUGAGUCAUACUUGCUCAACCUCACCUGCUCGACACAUGAGCCCUGUGUGACUGGAUGUACCUGCCCCCCUGGCCUGCUGAAACAUGGAGAUGAGUGCUUUGAACCCGUGGCCUGCCCCUGUUUGUGGAAAGGAAAGGAGUAUUACCCAGGAGACAGAGUCUCCUCUCCCUGCCAUGAGUGUGUUUGCCAGCACGGAACGUUCCAGUGUGUGUUUCGUCCAUGUCCAUCCAUGUGCACGGCUUACGCUGAUCGCCACUACAGAACAUUUGACGGCCUGCUGUUUGACUACGUUGGUGCAUGCAAAGUCUAUCUUUUAAAGAGUAGCGAGGGUGUGAUGCUCAGUGUUACAGCCGAGAACGUCGACUGUUUUGACAGUGGAGUUAUCUGCAGGAAAUCACUAGCGAUUGCUAUUGGACGAUCCUUCAUAGCCUUUGACGAUGACACUGGAAAGCCGAAUCCAUCCAGUGUGAUUGACAGGAAGCAGAGGAUGUUCAUGUGGCCGGCUGGAUACUUCACAGUGAUUCACUUCCCUGAGGAUGAUGUCACCAUCCUCUGGGACCGUAAGACCACCAUCCACAUCCAGGUUGGACCUCGGUGGCAGGGGAAGCUUAGCGGGCUGUGCGGAAACUACGACCUGAAGACGGUGAACGAGAUGCGGACGCCGGAUAACAUUGACUCCUCAACCCCGCAGGAGUUUGGCAACAGCUGGACUGCGGCAGAGUGUGUGAACAGCCCAGACAUCAGACAUCCCUGCAGCCUCAGUCCCCUCAGAGAGCCUUUUGCAAAGCGGCGGUGCGCCGUCCUGCUCACUGAGGUCUUCCAGGCCUGCCACCCAGUGGUGGAUGUCACCUGGUUCUACAUGAAUUGCCUGGCAGACACAUGUGCCUGUAGUCGUGGAGGUGACUGCGAGUGUUUCUGCACCAGCGUGGCAGCGUACGCCCAGCGCUGCUGUCACCAGGGCGUUCCUGUCGACUGGCGCUCCCCGUCUCUGUGCCCCUAUGACUGUGAAUUCUUCAACAAAGUUUUGGGGAAAGGCCCCUUCAGGCUCAUCCCAUUCAGGGAUCGCAGCACUGUGUUGGCAGCCAACAGGUCUGGCGGCUCUGUGUUCCUCCAGCGGGUGAACAUGAGCACCAGCACCACCAGCAUCAUCAGCAGCAGCAGCAGCAGCAUCAUCAGCAGCAGCAUCCUGUCACAGUUCAUGAUGACGCCAGGCCUCAGCAGAGCCCGACCACACGACACGUCACGGGUUUCCUUUGAGGCAGUGCACAGACCAAACUUCUUCCUGUAUGCAAGCCCCAGUGGCCAGGUGAGGCUGGCCAAGUGGGAGGAGAGUGAUGCAUUCUGGGAUGGGGCCACCUUCGUUCUCCACAGGAACACCUGGAUCCCUGGCUAUGACUCACUGGAGUCCCACGCAAAACCUGGCUUUUUCCUGCACGCCACACUGCCUCGACUCCACCUGCUCAAAUACAGACAUGCUGACAUUUUCCGCAAGGCCACGCUUUUCAGACUGACAGGCUCCAGCUCAGAAGUCCCACCACAUCCUGUAUGUCAAUGGAGAUAUGACUCCUGUGUCAGUCCCUGCUUCAAGACCUGCAGCGACCCAUCGGCCGAAGCCUGCGUCACCAUCCCACAAGUGGAGGGCUGCCUUCCUGUCUGCCCCCCACACAUGGUCUUGGAUGAGGUCACUCAUCGCUGUGUCCAUGUUGAAGACUGCAUUAAGGCUCCUGUUGUCGUGCAGCCAUCCACUUCAUCCACAGCUCAGUCCACCUCUGCAUCCACUACAAGCACCACCACAAGCACCACUGCCUCCUCCACCCUCCUGAAGACCACAGUUACCACUGAAUCAUCAGCUUCUCCUCACACUAGUCCUACCACUAAACUCACUACAGCUCCUCCAGGCAUCAGCACACAGGCCACAUCUACCACACCGCCUGCUCCCUCUGAUGAACCAACACGACCAGUUACUGCAACCUUUUCUUCACCUCCUGAACUUUCCAAAACACUCGGACCCCUGUCUUCCCCAACAGCCCCACCUCUUGUCCAGCCAGAGCAGCUGUCUACAGCCAAAGUGACUGAAAACCCUCCCACCACUACAACAGCUACAACAGCAUGGAUGCCUGGGACUGGGGUCACCAUAAGCCCCAUUGGCCGCAGCACUCCAAAGAUGACCAGCACACCUUUUGCUAUCACUGCUCUGUUCUUGAGCACCACCUCCACCAAACCUGCAGACUCACUCACUACCACUGUCACGACCCGGCAGACAGCACUGACCACCACCUCCACUGAGGGACCAACCACCACCAGUGCUCCCCAUCCUGUUCUUGUGCACCCAACCAAAGAGACCACAGAGGCUACAACACCUUCAGCAGCAGUUACUCCAACUGUAGCAGCUUCUAGCUCAGGUGCUGGUCUAAUCUCAGAAACAUCUAAAGUUACAGACACAACCAUUGUUCCCAGCACAACUACGAGUGCAUACACAGACACAAGUACAAAGACUGUAACAGUGGAGAGACUAUCUUCAACCACAACCACACCAGUCCCUCCUGGCCUACUCAGCGCAACACUCACAACUGCUUCACCUCUCCCCACUAUGCCUCCUGUCGAAACAGGAACUGUGUCUUUGCCCACAGCCACUUCGUUAAAAACCACCGCAUCUGUCACACUCAUCGCACCUUUCAGCACCAGUAAAACAACACCAUAUAUGAGUCAAGAGACAACAGCACCUGCUUCUACCUCAGAGAAGAGUCUGUAUACCACAUCUACUAUACUGACAACCUCCACUACAUCAGUACCUGAGGAAACAACAUCAACCCAACACGAUGUUGCACCCACCACUGCUUGGUCCUCAGCUGCUACAGCCUGGAGAACAACAACAAAGAAAGUGGACGUACCUGAAUCUUCUGUUUCUGAAAUAUCGGCAGCUGCCACUACAACAACGGCUGCACUUCCAGAGACUACAGACACAACAACAACUCCUGUGUCCAUCUCUACAACCUACAUUGAGAGUACUUCCUGGUCUGCUGCUGUCCCAACUACAGAGAGAACAACUCAGACAUUCCCUAGACCUUCAGAGGUUUCAAGAGUGUCCACCACAUCCACUGGUCGGCCUGUCACAACAAAACAAAUUGCACUUCCAGAGUCUCAUACAGAAACCACUACAGUAUCACUUACACCAACAACAGAGAGCUUCACUCGUCCUCCAGCUACAACACGUACCUCUGAGUCAUGGCGUCCCCCCCAUCAGGACACCUCCUCUACCCCAGUCUACACCUCGUCAGUCACAACACCAGCGGUCACUUCUGAAAUUCAUGUGCCCUCUUCCACUACAAUCACUGAAGUACCUCAUCCUCCAGUUACAGCAACAAAACAGUUAGUCACCUCUGCAACGUCAGUAUCGUCCACAGCUUCCACUGCUCCAACUACAACCUUUUAUAAAAUUUUAACUGCAGGAAUUGGAGCCACCGUAAGCAGUAAACUGGUCACACCCCCGCCACCUGAACCGGGUGCACCCGAGACUCAUCUCACCACAGCUGCUACAAAGGCCCCACCAGCUAUUGUCACCACGACACUUAGACCUGUUGUCAUACAGCCGCUUACAGAGGCGACACAUCCAGUGACAGGCAGAGUGGAGGUGUCAACAAGAGCCACAACUACGCCGCCUCCGUCUUGGUCACCACUGCACACAACCACUGUAGCAGCUCCAAGGCCAAUGACUUUGCCUGAAAAAGUCACCACCCGACUGGUGUCCACCAUAAGAGCUACACCUGCCUCAGCAACUGCAACCGUCACACGCACAACGGCCCUCAGGACGACUCCCAGAGUUGCUGUGACAACAAGAGUUACCCCAAGAGUCACAGUGACUGAGAGGUCAACCAUCAGGCCAAUCCCUGCAAGGGUUACCGUAGCAUCAAGGCCCUCUACAGUAUUCACCAGAUCAACCACUCCCCACCUUCCAGUGGUCACAUCAAGCACCAGCACUACAACCACACCUGGAGCGCCAUCUGUAACUGUGCAAACAUCUCCCGACACAGUCACUACAGUGAGCACAACAGAACAUACUGCCUCAAUCAUAGCAGUUCCAGACUUGACCACCGUAACUGCUCCAGUGCCUGUUCCUUCUCUAAUGACAGCCACAGCAUCAACUGCCAUCCCCACAACGACCAGCAGAGAGACUGUCACAUCUGAGAGAACUCUGGCUACUAAAGAGACUGACGUGUCCCCAUCCACCCCCCAACUGGUGACGUCUCCACCUGAGAUCUCCACCCAUGAGCACGGUAUUCCCUCUCCUGCUGUGACGCCACAUCCAACAACCACCACCGUGCAAACCACUGAGCCACUGGUGGAUCAAAGCAGUCCAGGUGCAACAAUACCAUCUGUAACGACAUCCCCUCAUGCACCAGUGGAAACGACCAGACACACAGCCAAGGACACGACGUCUGUGGCGGUGUCCCCUACAGGAAUGUGCGCUCCUCCAUAUGCAGAGAUUGUUGAUGAGUGCACCAAGUACAUCUGCGUCAACAACCAGCUUGUCCUGUUUAACAAAUCUCAAAGCUGUCCCUUCACCUCUGAACCACCAAACUGUGGCCUGCUCGGCUUUGCUGUCCAGGUCAAUGGGGACAAGUGCUGCCCUCAGUGGGACUGUCCAUGUCGCUGCUCAAUGUUUCCGGACCUGAACGUGAUCACGUUUGAUGGGAACAGUGUUGCGGUCUACAAGGCUGCCUCAUACAUAGUCACCCAGCUGCCCAAUGAGACUGUCAGUGUCCUGGUUCAGGAGUGUCCUGCCGAUUCUGAGUCACCACUCCUGUGGAAUUUUACUAACCUUUGUCUUGUGGCCCUAAACAUCACACACAAAUCCAACCACAUCGUCAUCAACAGGCUGCAGAGGAGGCUCUAUGUAAAUACGCGGUACGCCAAACCUCGUUUUAAAAAAUAUGGCUUUGAAAUCUACGACACAGGCAACAUGUAUCUGAUUCGUAGCCCUGCCGGUCUGAGGCUGCAGUGGUAUCACAGCACCGGCAUGAUGGUAAUCGACACUGACAGCUCCAGCAACAAGCUUUCUACAAUGGGCCUCUGUGGUUUUUGUGAUGGCGACCCAACCAAUGACCUGACUUUGGCCAACGGCACCACGGUGGGUGUAAGUGAGGAUCCGGCCGUGUUCAUUGACAGCUGGCAGGUUCCCAACACGACCAGUUACAUCAGCCAAAGCCGCCGCCGUGAGCUCAACUGUUCGACCAGCGACUGCUCCAGCUGCCUGGCAAUGUUGCACCACCGCAACUUCUCCCCCUGCCAUGCCUUUGUGCCACCCAGUACAUUUUGUGAGGUUUGGAUACGAGAUGCAGAGUAUGUCAACAACCAGUGUGUGGCGUUGGCUGCGUAUGUGGCCUCUUGUCACAAAUUUAAUAUCUGCAUUGAGUGGAGGAGUCCAGAAUACUGCCCCUUUGUGUGUCCCAACACCCUGCGGUAUCAGGCCUGUCUGCCAGCUUGCACCUCCCAGUCCUGCCCCAACCACGACUUUGACUCUGACCCAGACCAGUGCACCAGCCUGACCGAGGGCUGUGUGUGUCCUGAGGGAACGCUCCUCCACCGGCCGUACUCUGCCCUCUGCGUGUCACCUGACAAGUGUGCUUGCACAGACAGCUCCGGCGUUCCUCAUGCAAACGGCGAGAUGUGGAAAGCCUCGAAGGACGCCUGCUGCAUGUACCGCUGCGACAAAGAAACCAUCGUUCCCGUCGAGUACAACUGCUCCAGCGUGGCAGUUCCCGUGUGCAGUCGAGCAGGCGAGGUGGUCAUCAGUCUGGCCGAUGAUACCAGCUGCUGCCCACAGAAAGUCUGCGUUUGUAACCAGAGCCUGUGCGACCUGCCGCCUCCUGCGUGUAAAUAUGGGGAGAAGCUGGUGUCAUACUACAAACAAGAGUCCUGCUGUCCACACUUUGUGUGUGAGUGUGAUUCUGAGCUCUGUGAGUCCAACGUUCCCAUCUGCAGAGAUGACCAGAUUCUGAUCGCCACCAGAGCUGACAGCAGCUGUUGUCUGGCCCACAUCUGCAUGUGCUCCUCCUCUUGUCCGGCGAAGCCUUCUCUCUGCCAGGAUGGCGAGGUGCUGACAAUUGAUGGCAACACCACUGACCGCUGCUGCCCCACCUACCAGUGUGUGUGCGAGCCGUACAGAUGUCCUCAGCUCAGUUGUCCUGUCGGAAUGGCAGUGCUUUCGGUGGCCGUUCCCGGACGUUGCUGCCCCAACCAAACAUGCGAAUGUUCCUGUGAAAAGAUUGCUUCCCCAAAAUGUGACCUGGGAGAGGCUGCUCAGCUGGACCGGGCCUUCAUGUCAGACCCACAGAACCAGUGUGCCUGCAAAAGAUACAAGUGUGUGCGUGAAGCAGUGUGUGUGUUUGGUGAGUGGGGAGUGCUGAGGCCAGGUCAGACUCUAGUGGAGCAUGGGGACGAUGGCUUGUGUCACAGCAGGCAGUGCAGCCGCAGCCUCGACCAGGCCAGCGGCUUCCACCUGCUCCGCACCUCCAGCAUCAAUUGCUCCACCCACUGCCAGCCAAAUCAGAUCUACAUCCCUCCCAAGGACCAGUCGACGUGCUGUGGUGUUUGUAAAAAUAUUUCCUGUCUCUAUGAACAUGAGAAUGGGACAGCUGCUCUUUACAAGCCGGGGAAAUCCUGGGUGUCAAACUGCUUGAAGUUCGACUGCACAGACACUUUGUCUGGACCCACGCUCAUCUCCUACUCGUUCAGCUGCCCCCCCUUCAAUGAAACCGAGUGUGUGAAGGUUGGUGGAACUAUCGUAAGUUACAUGGAUGGAUGCUGUAAAACAUGUACUGGAUUCUCUCUGUUCCCUUUCCCCGUUAGCCCCUUGACUCCCACAGUUAACACAAACUGUGAACAAGGCAAAGAAGAUGGAAAGUCAUGUCAGAAAGUGACGGUGAGGAUGACGAUCAGGAAGAAUGACUGCCGCAGCAACAGGCCGGUGAACAUUGUGUCAUGUGACGGGAAGUGUCCAUCUGCCAGCAUCUACAACUACAACAUCAACACGUACGCUCGCUUCUGCAAGUGCUGCAGGGAGACGGGGCUGCAGCGUCGCUCCGUGCAGCUCUACUGCUCCAGCAACGCAACCUGGGUCAGCUACACCAUCCAGGAGCCCACUGACUGCUCCUGCCAGUGGUCCUGAACACACACACACACACAGUAACCUGCUCUGGUUCCUCUGCUGGUAAGGAGGUGGUACUGCAACCUGUGUUCCUCAGCAGCAGCGCUGAGGGUGUCAAGUCGAACAAACGUGGGUGUGGCAGCUUUCAAAUCAGUGUUAUGUCAGAUCAUCAUCAGUUUAGCCAACAUCAUGCGUUACAUAGAACCAAUGAGAGUGUGGUGGAGCAGAUUGCUCACAUGUAACUUCCGGCCAGUAUACUGUUCAUAAUUAUAUUUCCAAUAUUGAAAGAAAGACAAGUUCAGAUUAUAUACACCUUUUUAUUUUCUUAACUAUCCUCUGUGAUUCAUACAGUUGUAUCAAACAUCACGAUGUUUCAAUAAGAGCAAUGUCUGUAUUGGGCUCAGUCACUUUUCAUAUACGUAGCAUAAUGUCAGCAACAUUAUUCCACUUAUGUACAGGCUGACUGUUGCGUUAAGGUAACUGCAGGAAAAGAUACAUGUAACUAAAGUCAUUAUUAGAUCUCAGAUUACAGUCAAACAUUCAUGAGCACAAUUUCAAUGAGUUACUUGAUGUUUGGCUCAAAGAAAAUGGUGAUGUUUUUUCUACUUUGACUUGAAACCAACUGCUCUUUAGCGCUGCUGCUGCUGCACCGCCACCUCCCUGUCAGUCUGCAGAAUAAAAUAUCCAAUUAAGCAAAAAAUUAAGCUUGUCUUCAGUCCUGAAUUACAAAGAUUUAAAAAAAAAAAAUCAGGUGCUGCUGGCCAUGGAGCCCUGAGGUGUGUGUGUGUGCUUUUCCCCUGUCACGGUCAUCGUCUGAUUGGAGAUUUAUAUUUUACCAGAAUUCCCUAGUUGCUUUGUAAAUAACUCAAGUUUCCUAACUUUUUGAAAAUGAUUUGCAAUAUCAAAUUUCUUAGAUAUUUAGCUUUUAGUAAGACAGCAAUAAACUGUAUAUCUGCUGAUUACCCGCGUAUUUUAAGUAAUCGGUGUUAGUGAGGUGGAUUAACUGAUUUACAUCCAGUAGUAUGUGGAGCACUUUAUUUAUUUAUUGGAGUUUUUGAUAGAGGAAAAAUAUUCGACUCAAAUGGAGAACAAAGACACUGGGCACAGAACAUUCAAAGAGACGUGUUGGAGUCUUAUAGAUGCAUGUUUCUCUGUGUUAAAAAAAGGAUUUGUAUCAUACAAAUGUACAUU
Messenger RNA from Solea solea (common sole), 12576 nucleotides. It is a transcript of the gene otog, whose product is annotated as otogelin. Gene Ontology annotation, biological process: L-arabinose metabolic process. Gene Ontology annotation, cellular component: extracellular matrix. The record is from RefSeq and is a predicted model, not a curated record. Gene Ontology annotation, molecular function: alpha-L-arabinofuranosidase activity; protein binding. NCBI's taxonomy places the organism in Eukaryota, Metazoa, Chordata, Actinopteri, Pleuronectiformes, Soleidae. The coding region runs from base 115 to 11406 and encodes 3763 amino acids. The transcript has 57 exons.